Messenger RNA from Dicentrarchus labrax (European seabass), 2695 nucleotides. RefSeq lists its product as uncharacterized. NCBI's taxonomy places the organism in Eukaryota, Metazoa, Chordata, Actinopteri, Moronidae. Gene Ontology annotation, molecular function: protein binding. The record is from RefSeq and is a predicted model, not a curated record. The coding region runs from base 909 to 2009 and encodes 366 amino acids. The transcript is spliced from 5 exons.
CACACACACACACACACACACACACACUGAAUCUUGAAUGCUGAUCAAAAGUUUCUCAUAUUCAUUGAAAGCUGUCCACCUUUAAAAUCCAAAUUGAUCAGUUGCCCUUUGAUUUCUUUCUCAUUCACUCCCUUUCUUCAGCAGUUCUUGUCAGUCUUUUUUUCUUUUUGUAUCUCCAUGGUACAAGGAAACAUGUUUCCUCCAAAUGUUGUGGGUUCAACCGUUACUGAGGGCUGCGCUGAGAGAAAGGAGAGGAAAGAAGUAAGUCAGGGAAGAUUAUGGAGGUGGUUUAGGGUCUGGGAUGUGGGCAGCAUUUGAAGGAGAGGAAUGUAGCAGACAGUGGGCAAACACUGCUGGAAAACACACACGCACACUCACACACACAAACAUAUGCAGACGCAUUAACACACACACACACAGUUCCAUUAAGCUCCAAAGGGCUUCAUUGGGAAUUUAAGACUACCUGUCUCCGUUCUGUAGCUCCUGACCAAACAGAUUUCAAGAUGGAUAGUUGAAAACUUUAACCUGCUGGUGGCGUAACGUCAAGGGAUCACCAAAGUCAUUUGGAUUCAUAACGUUAGCAUGUCUAAAAAUGAAUGGAUGCCGCAGAGGGAAUAUGGAUCAAGCUCCAAAAAACCUGGAACCUCCAUUCCCAUAAUACAGUUUGAUUGCAUGUUUCUUUAGACUCUCCUUGCCUGAUUAAUGUCCACAUUAGACUACAAACAGAAUGCCCUACAGGCUUUUUGAUUAUGCCUAUAAGACAUAUCACGUAAGCAGUUUUUCUCAGACUUGACAAAACUCCUACAGAGUCACAGAAGACUCCUGUGACUGGUAAAUUGACUUUGACGGCUUAUUUAACAUCUUUGUCCUAAUGUUUAAUUUGCAGGAUUACAUAUCUCACAGUCUCCAUGGCUCUCCUGUACUGUGUCGUGUUGGUGCUGCUGUGUGUUUUUGACUCUGCCUCAGCCACUGUUAUAGCUGACAUGGACUACGGAGGUGUUCCUCUGUGGAUUAAUCGCCUGCUAGGUGAGCCCAGUGUGCUUAGCCUGCAGGGACGAAUGGACCCAAUCUGGUUCCGAGCCAACAACCCCCAGGCCUGCCCUCAACAGUGUGACUGCCCCAUCCAGUGGCCCACGGCACUUUACUGUGACCACAGAGGCCUGGCAGACAUCCCUGACAGCCUGCCGGACAGAACUCAGUACUUGUUUCUACAGCGCAACAACAUCUCGUCCCUGUCCUCCACUUUACUGGCCAACAUUACAGAUCUACGCUGGCUCAUCCUGGACCACAACCAGCUGCAGAGUGACAAGCUGGACCAGGCUGCCCUGCAGAACCAGAGCCAGCUGUGCUACAUUUUUGCCAACCACAACCACCUGACAUCAGUGCCCAGCACUCUACCAGCUGGACUCAAGCAGCUGCGACUGGCCCACAACAAAAUCAGCAGCAUCAGCCCUGGAGCUUUCCAGAACCUGCACAACCUGACGCUGCUGCUGCUGCAGGGAAACAGACUGCAAACCAUCACAGAUGGAGACCUCAAAGGUCUGGUCAGUCUGAAACAGCUGGACCUCAACGGGAAUUUGUUCUCAUCUGUCCCCCGGCAUUUGCCCCCUUCUGUUCAGCAGCUCUAUCUGUCCAAUAACACUCUAACUGAGCUGGAUGAGGACAGUUUUGUGGGAUUUCUCAACCUUAAGUACCUUCGUCUAAGUCACUGCGGUCUGAAGAGCCGCAGCAUCCACCCCAAGGUUUUCAACUUCUCCAGCUUGGUGGAAUUGGACCUUUCUUAUAACAAACUCACUACCGUUCCCACAGUCCCUACCACCCUGCAGUACCUCUACCUGGAGGCCAAUGAAAUACAAGGGUUCAACCUGACUAGUUUCUGCAGAGACAUGGGACCUCUGUCCUACUCCAGGAUGAAGGUAUUACGACUGGACGGAAACAAGAUGUCCUACCAUCAACUGCCCACUGACUGGGUCUUCUGUCUGCGGGUGCUUGAAAGUAUUUACAUCUGACUCCAACCUUCCGAGCAUGUAUCAAAGUAGGAUUAUUGUAUGUGACUGGACAACCUCAACCUCUAGUGAUUCAAAAAAAAAAACGUGACUCAACUUAGGAGUUGUUUUAUUAGCCAACUCGUCAUUUGUGAUGUCAAACGACUCAGCCUUAAAGCUAGAAACCAGAGACUCUAAUUCAUUAUGUCUUCAAUAUGUAGAUACACUGCCAGGCUCUAAGGGUAAAACUGACCUUCAAACGAUGCCAAAGCUUGAACUUGUACACUAAACCAGUGUUAUUUUAUCAUAAUGCCAAAAGUCCUGAUCAAAACAUUUCUCAUACCACCAGUGCAUUCCCAUGAGCUUCUCUCUCUCAUUCCAUCUUUUCCAAGUUCUGCCUCAGCAGGGUUGUACAUCUGUGUGUUAUUAUUGAAUAGGAACAGUGACAAACCCUCAUUUCUGACUGUAGAGAAUAAUAUGCUAUGGUUAAACUGAGCUGUGUUGUGGGGAAAGGGAAACAUGUAUGAAUGGCAAAAUUCAGUAGCUUUCCCGAGAGAGAGAAUCUGACUCAGUUAGCUGGACAGUGUUAAACAGCCACACCAGUCCACACGUGUGUUUUGAUGCAGCUAUUGAAAAUCAGAGGUCCAUGAUCCUAAAUGUGACAUUUGGUUUGUACAAGCAACAGAAAAAUAAAAUGGACAUUUACAUCA